AUGCUCUGCUUUGCAAUGAGCACGCUACGACGAACGGCUUCAUUUGCAGCGGCAGGAACGCACUUGCACGCUGGAGGCCGACGGGUUGCCGCUUUGCCGCAACGCACGCUACGCACUCAGCUGAUGCCUUUAUCUGGAGGUAUGGGUUGCCCGUUGGCACCAGGGGCUUUCGUGCCAAGCUUCGGUAGCGCCGAGCUACACUGGAGAGGCCACCGGAAAGCACUGCACCAAUCUGCGUCACCUCGCGGCGUAGUCUAUCGGCUGGUGUUAUCCUCCGCCGCUGAGAACGAUGACGUCAACGGGGUGGCGGGAGCCAUCCACGAGGCGUUUCUCAACGCAUGCUUACCGCAAAGUGGCGUGCCGUAUGUUGCUGCACUACGGUCGUUUAUUGCCUCCACUGUUCGGGCCUACCGCCUUGGUUACUCGCUGGAUGCGCUAGAAAUCGAGCUCCGCCGCGUCGGUGCCGAGUCACUUCGUUCUGGAAACCGAAGCGCUAGUGGCGAACUCCCUCGUCCACUAGAAGCUGAUGAAGUAGAGCUGCGCACGAUAUGGCUAACGCUGGUCUUCAAGGUGCUUCGCUAUGUGAACUUUCCUCGCGAUCGCAUGCCGCCGGAGGCCCCGUCUGAACAGUCCAGUCGGAAUCGAGCGAUCACGGAGGAGUUCCGAGUUCCUGACCAGUUUGAUCGCUUCGUGCAGUCCAUUGUAGAUGCAGCACGAGCCGGCUAUGAUCUCGCUCGAAUACGUCUGGAGCAGCAGCUGCAGCUCAAGUCGAUGCCCCAGGCGCCCGGUACCUCGAUCGGGACUUCAACCAGCCAGAGGUCUCCUUUAGAGUCUGCGAUUCUGAACCAGUCAACGCGGCUAGUUUUACUAACCGUUGAGAUUGUGGAUACUUGGCAACGCAAUGGCGGGAUUGAACCAUUAGCAUGA
Cyanidioschyzon merolae strain 10D is the source of this 927-nucleotide messenger RNA. RefSeq lists its product as hypothetical. NCBI's taxonomy places the organism in Eukaryota, Rhodophyta, Bangiophyceae, Cyanidiales, Cyanidiaceae. Bases 1 to 927 code for a protein of 308 amino acids. The transcript has a single exon. The record is from RefSeq and is a predicted model, not a curated record.